Cinclus cinclus is the source of this 812-nucleotide messenger RNA. RefSeq names its product mal, T cell differentiation protein like (gene MALL). Gene Ontology annotation, cellular component: membrane. NCBI's taxonomy places the organism in Eukaryota, Metazoa, Chordata, Aves, Passeriformes, Cinclidae. Gene Ontology annotation, biological process: myelination. Bases 11 to 472 code for a protein of 153 amino acids. Gene Ontology annotation, molecular function: structural constituent of myelin sheath. The transcript has 4 exons. The record is from RefSeq and is a predicted model, not a curated record.
CAGCGGAGAGAUGGCCUCGGUGGGUCCCUCUGCAGCCUCCACGCAGCCCGCCCUGCCCUCCGGACCCGCCGUCUUCAAAACCAUCCCCUACGCCUUCAUCCUGCCGGAGAUCCUCUGUGGGACCUGGGUUUGGAUCCUCGUGGCUGCUACCUCGGUCUCCUUGCCAUUGCUGCAGGGAUGGGUGAUGUAUGUAUCCCUCACCUCCUGCCUCAUCUCCCUGCUGCUCCUCUUAAGCUACCUUCUCGGCUUCCACAAGAACAGCGAGAACUGGAAAGUACUGGACAGUUUGUACCAUGGUGCCACGGCCAUUUUGUACAUGAGCGCCGCUGUCCUGCAGGCCAACGCGACCAUCAACUCUGAGUUCAGCACCAAUGCGCUGCUCAACUACCAACUCAACAGUGCUGCUUCGUUCUUCGCCUUUCUCACGACCUUCCUGUACAUCCUUCACGCCUUCAGCAUCUACUAUCAGUGAUUCUGGCUGCACCAGAUUCACCUUUGCAGGAUGGGGGCUUUCCCAGCGUGAGAGACCCUGCUGUCUUCCCAAGGUGUCCCUCCUCCAGCCCAGUCACCAGGCCUCAGGAACAGCAUGUCCUUUUGCACUUCAUCACAGGAGGGAUUUUGCUGGGACAUUUCCUGCCUUGCCUGGGGGCUAUGCAAGGGGAAGGACUUGGGGGCACGCCCCGGGCCUCCAACUUUGACAUUCUGCCAAAUAUUGACACCAAGGGAAGGGAAGGAAAAAAAAAAAAUCACUGAUCCUUCAGCAAACAAUCUUCUUCAUUAUGUAAUUUGCCUUUCUCUGGUUCAACUCCAUC